AUGUUAUUCAAUAAUAUUCAAACUUUUUCAUUCAAAAAUAUCAAUAUCAAUAAUUUAAAUAAAAUUAAAAAAGAAACUGAAAAUUCAAAUUCAAAUUAUUCUUUAAAUAGUAUAAAUUCCAACAAAAUACAAACUAAUUUAUUUACCAGACCAAAUUGGUCAAUUUAA
Molecule: messenger RNA, 168 nt
Organism: Dictyostelium discoideum AX4
Lineage: Eukaryota; Evosea; Eumycetozoa; Dictyosteliales; Dictyosteliaceae
Exons: 2
Coding region: 1-168 (55 amino acids)
Source: RefSeq, a predicted model, not a curated record